Messenger RNA from Bipolaris zeicola 26-R-13, 483 nucleotides. RefSeq lists its product as uncharacterized. Bases 1 to 483 code for a protein of 160 amino acids. The record is from RefSeq and is a predicted model, not a curated record. NCBI's taxonomy places the organism in Eukaryota, Fungi, Ascomycota, Dothideomycetes, Pleosporales, Pleosporaceae. The transcript has a single exon.
AUGCUUCUAACCGCCCAUCUCUUCCUCCUCCCAACCCUCCCCCUCACCCUUGCCCUCAUCGCACCCAUACCACGCCACCCCCCUACAACCCCGCACCUCCACGCUCCCUCAGACUGCGCCCCCACAACCACAAUCACUAAAACCGUCACCGUCACGAUCCCCAUCUACGCGCCUACGGGAAAUAUCUCGGUGACGUUUCCGAAUACGACUGUGGCGGCUACGAGUACGAGUACGGGUGGGGGAUUGGAGCCGAUUACGUUGAUUACGCUGUCGAGUGUGACGAGUGAGGGGGGUGAAGUGACGGCGACGGCGACGGCGACGGGUGGGGGGUUGGAGCCUGUUACGUUGAUUACUUUGCCUAGUGUUACUGCUACGGCUACGGCUACGGCUGGAGGAGAGGGAGGAGAUGCAGGGGCGGCGCCGACGCCGAAUGAUAUUGCGCCCGUUACGUUGAUUGAUAUUAGUACUGCUGUGCCUAUUUAA